Prinia subflava (tawny-flanked prinia) is the source of this 2038-nucleotide messenger RNA. It is a transcript of the gene ETV7, whose product is annotated as ETS variant transcription factor 7. Bases 295 to 1218 code for a protein of 307 amino acids. Lineage: Eukaryota; Metazoa; Chordata; Aves; Passeriformes; Cisticolidae. Gene Ontology annotation, cellular component: nucleus. The transcript has 8 exons. The record is from RefSeq and is a predicted model, not a curated record. Gene Ontology annotation, biological process: cell differentiation; regulation of transcription by RNA polymerase II. Gene Ontology annotation, molecular function: sequence-specific DNA binding; DNA-binding transcription factor activity, RNA polymerase II-specific.
CUUUCCCGUCCCGGUGCCGGGAGGAGCGGGGCGAGCCGCGGGGUCACGGCCCGGGCAGGGGCGGGGGGAGCGCGACCCGGCCCCGGGCGCUGCCCCCGGCGCUCCCCGGCCUGCCGGGGCUCCGGCUCCUUUCGAUUUCGCUUUUGGCGAGGAUCGCGCCGCAGCGGCGGGGCCGGCAGCGGGGACGGCAGCGGGGCCGGCAGCGGGGACGGCGGCGGGGACGGCGGCGGGGACGGCGGCGGAGCGCUCCGGACGCGGCGCGGGGCUCGGGCGCGGAGCCCGCGGCCAGCAGCCAUGCAGGGCAAAGUGGCCGUCAGCUCUUCCAGCCCUGUGGUGGCAGUGUCAUUACCACCCUCACCCAUCAGCACGGGGGAGAUCUUCAGGCUUCCAGGGAGGCUGAGAAUCCAGCCCUCCCUGUGGAGCAAGGACGAUGUGAUCCACUGGCUGCGAUGGGCUGAGAAGGAAUAUUCCCUGCGGCCCACUGACAGGAGCAAGUUUGAAAUGAACGGCAAAGCCUUGUGCAUCCUCACCAAGGAGGACUUCAGACACCGAGCUCCCAGCUCAGGGGAUGUGCUUUAUGAAAUCCUCCAGUUCAUUAAAACUCAGAGAAGAGCUCUGGUGUGCAGCCCCUUGCUGAACUCACCCUUCAGGAAAGCCAGGAGCACGGAGGAAGGUGCAGACUGCAGUGCUGAGGCUGUCCCAGUUGUUUCCUCGUGGCUGAGCUGUGCAGAGCAGCCCCAGUUCCACAGCCACACGCAGCCCCUGAACCUCUCCCACCACAGCUCAGAGAGUAGCUGCAGGCCAGGUGCCAUCUGCUCUUUCCCUGCUUCCCUGUCAGCCCCAGUGGAUGGGAAAAUUGCAGACUGCAGGCUGCUCUGGGAAUACGUGUACCAGCUCCUGUCCGACCGCCGCUACGAGCCCUACAUCAGGUGGGAGGACAGGGAGGCCAAGGUGUUCCGCGUCGUCAACCCCAACGGGCUCGCCCAGCUCUGGGGCAACCACAAGAACCGGAUGAACAUGACCUACGAGAAGAUGUCACGAGCGCUCAGACACUACUACAAACUCAACAUCAUCAAAAAGGAGCCGGGGCAGAAGCUGCUGUUCAGAUUUUUGAAGACUCCUGGGGAGGUUGUCCAUGAGAAAUCCAGCAAACUGGAGCAGCUGGAGAAUGAGGAGCAUGAAGAUUUGAAGGAAGACUCACUGGAGGUUUCACCAUAGUGAAUCUUUGGAGGUUUCACCUCAGUGCAUCACAGAGAGACUUGUGCUUUGCUGGGCAGUGCUGGUGUCUCCUGCCUCUCCUGGACAGAAGGCCACAGAGCUGGCCUGGAGUUCAGACCCUGCUGUGAGCCAAAGCUGGGACAUCUCUGGGGUUCAUUAGCAAAGCACACCCAGAAGUUGUCCCCCAGCCCCAAAAGCACAGGUGGACGUGUGGGCUGGUCCUCUGCUGGUUCCUCUCCUCCCCUUCGGGAGGGAAUGUGGUAUUUCUGCUCUGAAAUUUUAAUGCUUGUAUUCAAGGUCUAAACUUGUGGAAAAGAUCCCUCUGCUCUUCAUGCUGAGCAGAGCACGAGCUGCAGGCCAAGCAUCUGCUGCUCUGCUGUGGCAGAGAAUGCUGUGAACAUCCUGCUCUCAACCUGAGCCUCUCCCCAGCUCGGACAUGGACUGGAAUUGCAAAUAUGCUGGAACCUCACUGCCUGCUGUGAGCUUGCUCUUGGGAUUAAGGUUAGGAGUGUGCUGAAAUUCCUGCCUGGCUCAGGCCUGGCUGAAGCUCCAGGCUCCAUGGUUGCCCAUAGCUGGGAUUCACUUUAAGUCCUUUCCCUCCAGGUAGUGACUUUUGUAAUUAAUUUGUGAUUAAAUAAUGUGAAAAGAAACAAAGCCAGUAACAAAUAUGACCCCACCCGUGGUCAGAAAUGUGAUUAUUUGCUUUGAGUUUGAAGCAGGAAUACCUGAAAUGAACAUACUCUGUGUAUGGAUGUGUGUGAAAACAGAAAAUACCCACUACUAUUUUCACUUUGCUUUCCACAGAGGAAAUAAAAUACUG